Molecule: messenger RNA, 351 nt
Organism: Macrosiphum euphorbiae (potato aphid)
Lineage: Eukaryota; Metazoa; Arthropoda; Insecta; Hemiptera; Aphididae
Source: the annotation of a GenBank genome assembly
AUGUUGGAUUCUGAACAUGCAUCAUCAAUUUCCAAGGGAAAAGAAAUUUUUGAGAGACCUAAUAUAAAGUCUGCUCUAUCAUAUAUUGUGUCUAAUUUUAGUUUUUUGGGUGGAUCAAUUUCAAAAUUAGAAAAUACCAAGAUUCCGUUGAGUGAAAGCAUACAAAUUAUUGAUUUAUCAAUUUCAAAAAUUAAUGAAUCAGAGGGCCCAACAGCAGAAUUAUUAAAGAAUAAAAUGAACGUUGUUUUAAACAAAAAUUUGGGACUGAAGACUAUUAAAUGUAUAAGAAACAUUCUUUGUGGUAUUGCGGAUGAAGACACGAUGGAGCUCAAUCUUCACCUAGUGAAAUAA